CACAAUACGACUCGCGUGUGUCUGAUAUACGACACACAAAAAAGGACACACGAAUCGGCAGAAGAGCUGUGCAGGUCAUGUGGCUCUCAUCUUUACACGUUAAGGACUUACGACAAGUUCAAGAUGUUGCAAAACUUGAUCACAUUUCACGCCUGGGUGGGGCUGGACGACAUAGAGUCGGAGGGGAGGUAUGUGUGGGUGGACAACAAGGAGGUCAUCAGCGACACCUGGUUGAGAACCAUCUACAAGCCCAGCCAGCCAGAUAACGGUGAUGGUAUCGAAGACUGCACCAUCAUGAUUAGAAAUUUAAAACUGUUGAAUGAUUAUCAGUGUAAUGCGACAGCACACACUGUUUGUGAGACCAUCAUGUGA
Lymnaea stagnalis (great pond snail) is the source of this 372-nucleotide messenger RNA. Lineage: Eukaryota; Metazoa; Mollusca; Gastropoda; Lymnaeidae. The record is from the annotation of a GenBank genome assembly.